Messenger RNA from Triplophysa dalaica, 1313 nucleotides. Its product is annotated as homeobox protein Hox-A1-like. Lineage: Eukaryota; Metazoa; Chordata; Actinopteri; Cypriniformes; Nemacheilidae. Gene Ontology annotation, biological process: regulation of transcription by RNA polymerase II. The transcript is spliced from 2 exons. Gene Ontology annotation, cellular component: nucleus. Gene Ontology annotation, molecular function: RNA polymerase II cis-regulatory region sequence-specific DNA binding; DNA-binding transcription factor activity, RNA polymerase II-specific. Bases 40 to 738 code for a protein of 232 amino acids. The record is from RefSeq and is a predicted model, not a curated record.
CUAUCAUUCACAAUUUAAAGUGACGCUUUAGGAGAGAUAAUGACCUCGUAUUUACACCGUUACCCAUGCGGAGACCUGGCGAGACUCACGGCCAAGUACUGUGAGGAUCAGAGAAAGGCUGAGCGCCAGUAUUACAACCGAGAAAGACAGACAAGCGUUCUGGAUCACCCUGUCAUCACCCGAUUAACUCCGGACAAGCAUCAAGGUACUUUUACAGUGCGUUAUGGUAGAAAUGAGGGUCCGGAACGAAGUUUAAAUGUAGCUUACGCAUGCUGCACGGGAGCCGUGGACAAUAACAUCACCGAGGGCUGCUACGACAACUAUGACGAAAUAUGUGAGUUCAUACAGAGCGACAAAUCAGCGCAUGCGCACAAGCCCUGCGUCUCCCAAAGUUUUUUUGAGUCUCUUGAGGGUUGCGACAUUGGUCCAUCUAACACGUACAGUUGGAUGAAAACCAAAAGGAAUAUCACCCAAAGCAGCAGCAGAUACGCGCAUGGACCGAGCGACACUGCUACGACCUCCCGCACAAUGUUUACCACCAAACAACGCACUGAACUUGAGAAGGAGUUUCACUUCAACAAGUACCUCAGUAGGUCUAGAAGAAGUGAAAUUUCGCAGGAUUUACAUCUCAGGGAAGACCAGGUCCGGAUCUGGUUCCAGAACAGGCGGAUGAAGCAGAAGAAGAGAGAGAGUUUGACCACAUGCAUGCUUGACUUCCCCAUCACAUUGUCCAGAUAAACACGCCUGGUACCAAAUCCAAUGUAAUUUAUUAACCCCAUAUUUAUUAACAUUUAUGUGCCUAAUUGAUACGAAGCCAUUAUUUAUCAUGCACUAAUAUUUAUUGAGUUAAGUAACAGUAUUAAGUACUGUGCUAUGACGCAACUGUGCCUUUAAUCUUAGACAUUUGAAUAGUCAAAGAGGUUUGAUAGAUGUUCGAUGAACCUUUAAUCUUUUAAGCUUUAAUUGACUUAACUAAUUUCUUGUAAAAUGAGCAAAUUAUUUUCACCAAAGAGUUCAUAAGGCAAAAUCCUCUGUGUUCUCUGUCUGACCUGAAAUCAGAUCACUUUGACCUCAGGAGUAUUACAUUUUCCUCAAGGUUCUCAACCUCCUAAAAUAUCUCCCCUGUCCUAGUCUUUAAAUCAUGACUGAUCACAAAAAAGGAUUAUCUGUCAAUGUGCCGUGUUUUGAACUUGAACUGAAAUAAAAUGUUACAAAUGUAACCAAACUGUUUCUGGGCAGAAUAGUAUAACCAGGUUAGCCACAAAAAGUUCCAACGUGCCAAGUUUUCUCAAUCACAUCAUGACAUGACUAGG